GCCGGAUAUUGCAGGUGCCGCUUGCUGUCCCUUUCAGGCAGUGCAUCCUCCACUGCUAGAGGCGGUCCGCAGUCUUCCGCAUACUUGCGCAGCAUGAAAGUCGAAUGGCAUGCAUGGUCGCUGCUAAGGUGACGUUCAUGCGCGGUAUGAAUCCGGUGCCUUCAGAACGCCUUUCUGCUGCGUGGGGUCCGACGGGUGCGCGCCUGCGCGAGAAAUCGGCAGGCGAGGCAGGAAGAUUGGUUCAGUGGGUGCGAAGAGCACAAACGCUCGACUCCAUGCGCUUCAGCGUCCAGGAAUCUCCAAGCCCGAGGAGCCAUCGUGGUCGCUCUUGUCAAUGGGUGACUUCCCGUAAGAAUUGGAACGGUCCAAACCAAAAACAAAUUGCACAGCCUCACUUCUGAGCAAAAGAGUUGGAACGCGCCGACCCCCGUAAGCGCCGACGGGCCAAAUCAUUUCGAGAGCUUUCCAACAGCGCCUUUUGAUGGGACCCACAACGUCCAAAUCCGG
Molecule: messenger RNA, 507 nt
Organism: Schizophyllum commune H4-8
Lineage: Eukaryota; Fungi; Basidiomycota; Agaricomycetes; Agaricales; Schizophyllaceae
Exons: 3
Coding region: 105-401 (98 amino acids)
Source: RefSeq, a predicted model, not a curated record